AUGUCUUCUGUCGCUGUUGCAGAGACCCCGGACAAAGCACACGAUGACUCGUCUAAAUUGAAGACGUUCCUUUCCAUCCUUCGAAAGUUUGUUGGAGUAGCAGAUAUUGCGUCCGUUCGUUUCUCGUUACCUGCACAUCUGUUGGAGCCCACACCGAAUUUGGAAUAUUGGAACUACCUGGACAGGCCGGAAACAUUUGCAAGUAUUGGAAAGUCGGAUGAACCUUUGGGCCGGAUACUUGAGGUUCUAAGGUUCUGGUUCACAAAAGAUCUGAAAUAUAUCAAAGGCAAGCCUUGUAAACCAUACAACUCUACACUAGGCGAAUUUUUCAGGUGUAGCUGGGACGUCAAAGACAACACGCCUGAUGUACCUCUGCCUGCAACCGCAGGCGUGCAGACUAAGACUUGCACCGGUGAUGGUGAAAACAGCGGUCCUGUCAAAAUAUGCUACCUGACUGAGCAGACAUCUCACCACCCACCCGUAUCUGCUUUCUUCAUUGAGUGUCCGGAACUGGGGAUCUCAGCCCGUGGGUUCGAUCAGCUGAGUGCCAAAUUUACGGGAACGAGUAUUCGAGUGAGCCCUGGCCAACACAACCUGGGAAUUUUCAUUAACCUGGAGAAACGAGACAACGAAGAGUAUCAGUUGACCCAUCCAUGCGCUCACCUGGGUGGGUUAUUGAGGGGUGCUUUGGCAAUCUCCGUUUCAGAUACAUGUUACAUCACUUGCUCCAAAACGCGUAUCAAGGUCAUUCUACAGUAUCUAGAGGACGGCUGGCUUGGUCGGGCUCAAAACAAGGUUGAAGGAGUGAUCUUCCGAUAUGACCCAGAUCAGGACACUACUACCAAAAUAAAAGAUGUGCCUGAGAGCGAUAUACUUGCCAAAAUCAGCGGUUCAUGGCACGGUCAGAUCUAUUUCACCAUGACUGGGACAACUGAGCCUCGCCUCUUAAUUGAUGUCGCGCCUCUGUUUCCGACCCCGAAGGACUUGCCUCCCGAAGCUGAGCAGCUUUCAAAUGAAUCGCUCAAAUUCUGGGCUGGGGUCACAAAUGCCAUCAAGGACAAAAGGUACGGAGAAGCGACGAAGCUCAAGCAAGAGAUUGAAGAGCGGCAACGGGAAAAGGCAGCGGAGCGCCAACAGAAGAACGAAUUGUGGCAACCGCGGUUCUUUACCGGAAGUGUUACGCCGCUAGGAAAACCAGAAUUGACUGAAGAGGGAUACAGAGCCCUGCAGGGACUCCGUCGUGGCGACUACAAGCUAGAGGAGAGCCAAAGGAAGGGCGCAUAG
Molecule: messenger RNA, 1284 nt
Organism: Aspergillus clavatus NRRL 1
Lineage: Eukaryota; Fungi; Ascomycota; Eurotiomycetes; Eurotiales; Aspergillaceae
Product: putative oxysterol binding protein (Orp8)
Exons: 6
Coding region: 1-1284 (427 amino acids)
Biological process (GO): exocytosis; endocytosis; piecemeal microautophagy of the nucleus
Cellular component (GO): membrane; intracellular membrane-bounded organelle; cytosol
Molecular function (GO): sterol binding
Source: RefSeq, a predicted model, not a curated record